UGUGUAACAAUGAACGGUUACAGUUGGUUCCUGAUGUUUUUAUUUAUGAAGACAGCAGCUGGUGCAGAUGUUGCACUACAAGCGUGUAGCAAUCUAUUGGUAGCUGAGGAUGACAAAUGCUGCGAUAGUCUUAAAAUCUUCAAAUCACUGGACGAGGCGGAAAAAGAGUGCGCUAAAGAUUCUAAAGAAAUAACUUGCGAUUACUACAAGUGUAUUUUAGAGAAGAAAGGUCUCCUCAAAGGAGAUACUCUAGAUGACGAGGCCACCAAGGUGUUCUUCGCUGCCGUUGCUGAUGAGUAUCCCGAAGAGAAGGGUGUUGUUAAGAAAAUGGAGGAGAACUGCUACAACGGAAAGAACAAGGACUUCGACCUUUUGGAUGCAAAUUGUCCAAUACUAAACUUCUACAUUUGCGCCUACAUUAAUGCGCUUUUGGAAUGCACAUCAUGGAAAAGUAUGACACAGUGUCAAAAGAUUUCUGAAGACGCAAAAACAUGCAAGGUCGCACUCUCACAGUAUGGAAUAAAAUAAAGCA
Pieris brassicae (large cabbage white) is the source of this 532-nucleotide messenger RNA. RefSeq lists its product as uncharacterized. The transcript has 5 exons. The coding region runs from base 10 to 528 and encodes 172 amino acids. NCBI's taxonomy places the organism in Eukaryota, Metazoa, Arthropoda, Insecta, Lepidoptera, Pieridae. The record is from RefSeq and is a predicted model, not a curated record.